This is a messenger RNA of Stylonychia lemnae, 1782 nucleotides long. Lineage: Eukaryota; Ciliophora; Spirotrichea; Sporadotrichida; Oxytrichidae. The record is from the annotation of a GenBank genome assembly.
AUGGCAGAUUUCAGAGAGGAAGCCUAUAUCCUGGAAAAGAUGGAAAUAACUGAGGAUGAAGAUGAUAACUUCGACUACGAAGAGAUAAAGGACUCAGAGGGAGAGGUUGAAGUUGACAAUAGUGAUGAUGACGAUCUUAACAACUUUGAAGCACUUAAGGCCAAGACUAAUUAUAAAAUGCAAUCAAGAGGAGGUGGAGCUGACGGCCAAUCUCUCAAAACCUACAAGCCAGACCCUAAACCAAAGGUUAUUGAAAGGGAUGUAGUCAUUGAUGAUUUUAUCAGAAAUUUCCUAUCAAGAUUUAGCAUGAAGAAGACUCUAAAUAUCUUUAUGUAGGAAUGGCAUGAACUAUAAAAGAAGGGUACUUUCCAUGAUACAUCUAUAGGGUUCAUAACCGACAUAGAAAACAAGAACAAACGAUUGAAAGAUAAGGUUGAGAAAAUGAGAGGAGAAUUAGCAGAGGCCAAAGUUGCUGCUGACUAAGCCAAAUCAACUUGGGAGAAACUCAGAAAAGAGAGAGACUUCCAUAAGACUCAUUAAAACAGAGUAAACAACGAGAAAGUGACCAUUAACUCGAACAUCAAAAAGAUCAAGGACCUCCAUGAUCAAUAUGAAGAAAGGAUCGAAGAGAUCAAGAAGAAGCUUCAAACAACAGUGAAAGAAAAGGCACUACUAAAACUUGAAAAGGAGAAACUAUCAAAGAGAGUUAAUGAAAUACAGAAAAGAAUUAAGGACGAUGAAGAGAGAGUCAGCAAGGAAAUCGAAGAGAGUCACAAGAGAUAGCAGAUGGGAAUGAGAGGUGACUACAAAAAAUCUCCAGUCAAAGGAAAGAAUACUCCGUUCCCUGAGGAUGCGAGACCUAACCCAUUCUUGGCAAGAACAUACGAGGAUGUCAAUCCAAAGCUUAUAUUCUAGAAAAAGGUUGAUGCUCAUUCAAAGGGCAUUGGUGGCUUUUCGCUUCACUUGAGAAAGCAGAUUGUUGCAACUGCUAGUGAUGAUUGCACUUGGAAAAUUUGGAACCUAGAAAAUGGAGAGAAUAUUAUGACUGGAGAGGGUCAUAAAGAUUGGAUCUGCGGUAUUGACUUCCAUCCUUAAGGCUCUCACUUGGUUACCUCAGGUGGUGACAAAUCAGUCAAGAUUUGGGACUUUAUUAACUCUACCAUUGCUCAUACAUUCAAUGAUGUCCAUACAAUGCCAGUAUGGAAAUGCAAGUUCCAUGACACUGGAGAUUUCGUACUUUCAGGUGGUGGAGAUGGUGCCAUUAAGCUAUAUGAUUUAAACUCUCUCAAAGUCAGAUAGCAAUACAGAUCACAUACUGAUUCAAUUAAUGGUCUAAAUUUCUAACCUUUCACUAAUUUCUUCGUUAGUGGUUCAGCAGACAAGACUCUAAGUAUCUGGGAUAUGAGAACUGGCCUUACUGUUUAAACUUUCUAUGGCCAUCUCAAUGCUAUUAAUGAUUGUAUCUUCAGUAUUGGAGGGCAAUUUAUAUCCAGUUGCGACUCUGAUGGUAUCUUAAAGGUGUGGGAUAUUAGAAUGGUCAAAGAGAUGUGCUAAGUAGAUACAGGAGACGCAAUAGCCCUAUCAGUCUGCUUCGACAAGAAUAGCAAACAUGUUGCAGUUGGUUGUUCAGAUGCUGAGAUCAAAAUGGUUAGCGUUGAUAAAGGGGAGAUUGUCAGUGUACUUAAAGCACACGAGGACGCAGUUAAUGGUGUUGUUAUUAAUCAGGAUAAUAAUUCACUCUACUCAAUCAGUAGCGAUGGCACAAUUAGAAUAUGGAAGUGA